AUGCUGCAAUCGCGCGCGCCACCGCCACCCGCAUGGCGCCACCGCGCUGCCGGCGAGCAGCGCAUGCACCUCCCCUUCCUGCCCCACCCUCCACACCUCGCUCCCCCCUCCGUUCCCCCAUCCCCUUCCCCGCCUUCCCCUCCGUUCCCCCAUCCCCUUCCCUGCCUUUCCCCCGCAGCGGCGUCAGCACAAGCGGCGGACACAGCGGCCUUCUCGCAGGGCGGCUUCGAGCAGCUGCUGCUGGACCUGCAGGCCGCCAUCUGUCACCAGUCAGCAGCGCGGGACGGCAGCGGCAAGGCGUUCGUGGAGGAGCGGUGGGAGCGCGACCCCGGCAACCCGUGGGCGGGGUAUGGCAUCACACGCGUGCUGGAGGGCGCCCACGUGCUCGAGAAGGCCGCUGCCAACGUGUCCAUCGUUAGAGGCCAGCUCACUGCGGCACGCGCCAAGGCCAUGAGUGCGAGGCAGGGGAGGCAGCUGGCAGAGGGGACGGGGUACUUCGCCGGUGCGCUGUCGCUGGUGUUCCACUCCGCGCACCCGCUCAUCCCCACCUUCCGCUCCGACAUCCGCUACUUCCAGGUGGACGGGCAGAACGGCUGGUUUGGUGGAGGGGCCGACCUCACGCCUUCAUACCUCUUCCCGGCGGACAUCAGGGAGUUCCACGCGUUCUACCGCGCCAUCUGCGACCGCUACCACCCGCAGCUGUACGCGGCGGCCAAGGCGCAGUGCGACGGGUACUUCUACCUGCCGGCGCGCGCGGAGCACCGCGGGGUGGGCGGCAUCUUCUUCGACGACCUCGACCGCAUCCCCCCACCCCACGCCCCCCUCGCCCUCAGCCCCUCUGCCGCUCCCGCACCCGCUACUGCUGCUGGCGCGGGCGAGGAGGGCUUUGAACGGGCGCAUCGCUUCACGGUGGACGUGGCGCGGGGCUUCAUGGACAGCUUCUGGCCCAUCGUGGACAGGCGGCGUGGCUUGGCGUUUACUGAGGCGCAGCGGCAGUGGCAGCUGGAGCGGCGGGGGCGGUACCUGGAGUUCAACCUGCUGUACGACCGCGGGGUGAAGUUCGGCAUGGAUGGCCACGGGCGCGUGGAGUCCAUCAUGGUGUCCGGUGAGCGCCGGGCAGGGGGGACGUGCGUGUCCGGUGAGCGCCGGGCAGGGGGGACGUGCGUGUCCGGUGAGCGCCGGGCAGGGGGGACGUGCGUGUCCGCGGCGUGGGUGGAUGGUGAAGUGAGAGGCGUGCGAGGGGAGGGCGUUGGAGGUAGUUGCCUCCACGAAUCUCGUUUUUCUUACCUAUCCCCCAUCCUCCAUCCCCUCACCUUCCGUCAUUGUCCGUCCUUUCCCCCCACUCCUCCCAUGGCACCGUGCACGAGUGCAGCUCCACCGCUGAUCGCGUGGCGCUACAACGUGCAGCCGCAGCCAGGCUCGCCAGAGGAGGAGCUGGUCAAGGUGCUCAAAUCGCCCGUUGACUGGGCGUGA
Messenger RNA from Closterium sp. Naga37s-1, 1473 nucleotides. NCBI's taxonomy places the organism in Eukaryota, Viridiplantae, Streptophyta, Zygnematophyceae, Desmidiales, Closteriaceae. The record is from the annotation of a GenBank genome assembly.